UGCCAAAGCAGCAGCAGCGGCCAGUGGACCAUCAGCCGUUAGACGCAGCGAGCGACUGACUGCUGUUCACAACAAGAAGGCUGGUAACGUGGAGUGGAGUCGAGUUGAGUUGUGGAGUUUAGGAGUUGAAUUGAAGGGUUUCUCCUCUCCGACAGUGAUGAACACCACCUCGGUUUGAAGCAGACGGAGUGGCAGCAAGAAGAAGAUGAACCUGUGUGUUGUCAGUCUUCUCCUCCUCACUCUGGAUCUAGCCACCGUGGCGCUCAGUCUGUCCACAUGCAGCACGCUGGACAUGGAUCAGUUCAAGAAGAAGCGCAUCGAGGCGAUCCGAGGGCAGAUCCUGAGCAAGCUGAAGCUGCCUGGUCCACCGGAGGACUUCCCGGAGCCGGAGGAGGUGAACCGGGACAUCGUGGCCAUCUACAACAGCACCCGGGACCUGCUGCAGGAGAAGGCCAACGAGCGGGCGGCGACGUGCGAGCGGCAGCGCAGCGAGGAGGAGUACUAUGCCAAGGAGGUGCACAAGAUCGACAUGCAGCCUUUCUACCCGGCAGAGAAUGUCAUCUCUCGAAGGAGAGACGACUUCAACCCUUACUUCAGGCGGCUAACGUUUGACGUGUCUUCCAUGGAAACGAACGCCUCGAACCUGGUGAAGGCUGAGCUCAGGAUCUUCCGUCUUCAAAACCACGGGGCCCGAGUGUCCGAGCAGCGCAUCGAACUCUACCAGAUUUUAGGACACAAAGACCUGACGUCCCCAACACAGCGAUAUAUUGACAGCAAGGUGGUACAAACACAGACGGAGGGAGAGUGGCUGUCCUUUGACGUGACAGAGGCAGUGAAUGAAUGGCUAAACCACAGAGACAGAAACAGUGGAUUCAAGAUCAGCCUGCACUGCCCGUGCUGCACGUUUGUACCAUCAAAUAACUACAUUAUUCCCAACAAGAGUGAGGAGCUGGAGGCACGGUUUGCAGGUAUUGAUGACAGCUUCAUCCAUGCCGUUGACCUGAAGAUGUUUAAGAAGCGGCGGCACAGCACUCGGGCUCCACACCUUCUCCUCAUGCUGCUGCCUUCGUACCGGCUGGAGUCCCAGUCCCAGUCCCAGUCCCAGUCCCAGUCCCAGUCCCAGUCCCAGUCCCAGCACACAAACCAUCGAUCUAAGAGAGCCCUGGAUGCUGCCUACUGCUCCAGAAACGUUCAGGACAACUGCUGUUUACGGUCACUCUACAUCGAUUUUAAGAAGGACCUGGGCUGGAGAUGGAUCCACGAGCCAAAGGGCUAUGAGGCCAACUUCUGUGCCGGGGCCUGUCCAUAUCUGUGGAGUGCCGACACCCAGCAUUCCAAGGUGUUAGGCCUGUAUAACACCAUCAACCCUGAAGCUUCGGCGUCGCCCUGCUGCGUCUCCCAGGACUUGGAGCCCCUCACCAUCCUCUACUACAUUGGCAAGACCCCCAAAAUAGAGCAGCUCUCCAACAUGAAGGUCAAGUCCUGCAAGUGCAGCUAGACGCCCUUACAAGCCAGCAUAAACAGUCGCUCUCUUUCCUUCCUUCACACAAACACAGACACACGCACACACAUACAGUGGAUUUGCGCAUACAUACAGUCAAACAGCAACUAUACUUUCUCUUACAUGCUCGAUUACACUCACAGCAGUGUGUGCUGCAGACUGGAGGUACAGACCAAUUCAAUGCAUACACAACAUACAGGAACAGUGUCGUCCAACCAGAAACUUGACUUUGAUACCAAUGCUGAGUAUCAUGAGUACAGUGUUGUAUUGCAGUGUUUGGUUGACAUAGGUUCACACUGCCUAAUGACAAGCAGACUGGGGCUUGUGUGCAGAGCUUUUCUUGAUGAACACGAGAGACUUUAAUUUGUUGUGUAAAGUUUGGCUUUCCGAGCAUCAGGAGCUGAUGGCUAUCCAAUGUCAACAUGCAGCUUUUUAUACCUAUUAAACCUUCUUCACCUCGAGGAGUACCAGUGCAGUUAUUUGGUGCUACACAAGUCUGAAUGAAUGACACUGUGUAAGUGACGUUACAUUGUUCUAAUGUGGCCAAGUAUUACCAGAUGCCCGAACCACCUCAGCUGGCUCCUUUCAACGCAAAGGAGCAGCGGCUCUACUCCGAAUCCCUCACGGAUGACUGAGCUUCUCACCCUAUCUCUAAGGGAGACGCCAGCCACCCUC
This is a messenger RNA of Sebastes umbrosus (honeycomb rockfish), 2176 nucleotides long. It is a transcript of the gene tgfb2, whose product is annotated as transforming growth factor, beta 2. Gene Ontology annotation, cellular component: extracellular region. The transcript is spliced from 8 exons. The record is from RefSeq and is a predicted model, not a curated record. Gene Ontology annotation, biological process: SMAD protein signal transduction; regulation of cell population proliferation; BMP signaling pathway. Gene Ontology annotation, molecular function: growth factor activity; type II transforming growth factor beta receptor binding; type III transforming growth factor beta receptor binding. Bases 206 to 1498 code for a protein of 430 amino acids. NCBI's taxonomy places the organism in Eukaryota, Metazoa, Chordata, Actinopteri, Perciformes, Sebastidae.